AUGCCUUUCACGUCUUGCUUCGUGGGCAUCUCUGCAACGCUGCAUCGCAAGCAGCGCAUGACGGUUGCUUUCGCCUUCCGCAACGCUGUCCACCUCGUAGACUUCCACGUCGCAGACCUUGAAUUGGCUGGGGAAACGCCCAUCACAGAUGGCAUCGUCGGCUGUCUAGAGUCAUAUGCGCGUGCUAAAAGUGCCAAAAUCAUCGCUGCCGGACUCCCCAGCCUGCUGGGCGACCGCUGCUCUACCUUGUGCCCGCGACUUUGGCUCGAGCUCGAUGUCAUCCCCUUUGUCAUUCCCGAGGAGAAUUGGACGGGCACACCAUGGCGCGACAAGAAUGUCGACGAACAAGCUGAUUCAAUGGCUCGAAGGUGCAUCAGAUGCUUUAACCCGUCCAUGACUCCCGCCCUCCAAAUCGGUCGGCACAGCUCCGUGCAAGUCGACGCCGGAGGCAGUAUUCGACUCUGCGGCCUCCAAGACUACCAAAGAACCUGUUCCGCUGCCUCGUGGCAGGCCUUGAUGUUCUAUGUCGACAAGCUGCGAGCUGCGGGAACGAGGAUAGCCUUCUUCAGUGCCACGCCGCAAGGCGGUGGUGUCGCUCUGAUGCGCCAUGCACUGGUUCGUCUUUCACGGCUACUCUCCGUCGACGUCAAGUGGUAUGUCCCCAAGCCUCGACAGGCUGUUUUUCGCAUAACCAAGAACAUCCAUAAUAUACUGCAGGGAGCUGCCCGCACCCAGGCCAUCUCGGAUGCAGACAAGUCUGCCAUCAUUGACUGGGUUACAGACAAUGCGAAGCGUUACUGGCUUACUGAUGGUGGACCGCUGUGCAUGCCUGAGCAGGGCGGCGCUGAUAUCGUAGUCAUUGACGACCCCCAAAUGAUCGGCUUGAUACCGCUGAUCAAGCACGUCUCACCGAAACGGCCUGUACUCUUCCGCUCCCACAUCCAAAUCCGCAGUGAUCUCGUCGACUCCAAUCAAUCUCCACAAGCGGGCGUUUGGGAAUUCAUCUGGAACUUUGUCAAAAACGCAGAUGCCUUCCUCAGCCAUCCCGUUCCUACGUUUGUGCCUCGCACAGUGCCUCGAGACGUGGUUGCCCAUCUUCCCGCGGCCACCGAUUGGUUGGACGGCCUGAACAAGACGUUGAGCGCCCGGGAUAGUCAGUACUACAUGCAGGUUUUCAACGCAGAGUGUCAUUUACACAACAUGCCAGAGCUUGAAUGGCCUGCCCGCAACUACGUCAUCCAAAUCUCACGCUUCGACCCGUCCAAGGGACUGCUCACCGUCAUCGACUCGUACGGCGAGCUUCGGCGGCGACUCGAUCGGUCGGAUUUCGCGAGUCCACCUCAGCUCGUCAUAUGUGGCAACCCUUCCGUCGACGACCCGGAUGGCGUCGCGGCCUUCAAUGAGACCGUUACGCAUAUCCAGCUGAAAUACAGCCACUUGAAGAAGGACAUCAUCGUUGUCCGUCUCGAAGCCAAUGACCAGCUCCUCAACGUGCUCAUCAGGAACGCCCGCGUGGUGCUGCAGCUGUCCACCGCCGAGGGAUUCGAGAUCAAGGUCUCGGAAGCGCUGCAUGCAGGACGCCCUGUGAUCGGAACCUCGGUCGGCGGCAUUCCCCUUCAAAUCAGCCACGGCGUCAACGGCUAUCUUGCUCGCGCGGGCGAUUGGGACGCUGUGGCGAGCCACCUGACGGAGCUCUUCACCAAUGCCGGCCUCUACAGUGCAAUGUCGGCCGCGGCCGCAGCGGCAGCUGAAGCCGGGCAAGGCGGCGACCAGAUAAGCACCGUCGGGAACGCGACUUCGUGGUACUUCCUGGCCUGGAAGUUCGUCGCAGAUGGCGGGAUGAAGGGCAACGGAAGACGGGUGAGCGACAUGGCCAGGGAGGAACUGUACGCCAAUGGUUGA
Molecule: messenger RNA, 1902 nt
Organism: Metarhizium album ARSEF 1941
Lineage: Eukaryota; Fungi; Ascomycota; Sordariomycetes; Hypocreales; Clavicipitaceae
Product: clock-controlled protein-9 protein
Exons: 8
Coding region: 1-1902 (633 amino acids)
Molecular function (GO): glycosyltransferase activity
Source: RefSeq, a predicted model, not a curated record